AUGCAUAAAACAUCAGUUAUCUUUUUGAUUUCUCCAGCCUCUGAAGAAACCAACAUUCAAGAUGUUGAAAAGAAUGUCAAAAACAUUAAAAUGGACGGUUUAACUUGGGGUGAAUUCAGAAAGGAACCAUUAGUUGGUAAAUUAGCUCGUCUUAGAGCAUUGGCUGUUGUUGAAAACAAAACAUCAGUUGAUGACUUAGAAAUGAAAAUCAACAAUAUGGAUUUAGUUCAAAGUGUUGAUAUUGAAGCAAUGUCUGAAAUUUAA
Molecule: messenger RNA, 264 nt
Organism: Dictyostelium discoideum AX4
Lineage: Eukaryota; Evosea; Eumycetozoa; Dictyosteliales; Dictyosteliaceae
Product: elongation factor 1b-related protein
Exons: 2
Coding region: 1-264 (87 amino acids)
Biological process (GO): translational elongation
Cellular component (GO): eukaryotic translation elongation factor 1 complex
Molecular function (GO): translation elongation factor activity
Source: RefSeq, a predicted model, not a curated record